CAGAAAAUGGUAGCCAUCAAACCUGCAGGGUUGUGAGAAACUUCUUUAUCCAGUCUGGUUUAAACAGAUGUUAGAUGCAAGACCUUGCCUGAGGAUGAGCUUAUGAAGCUUUGAAUGGGGCAUUUCAAUUUUGACGCUCCCUUGAAAAAUUUGUUUUUCAAGGGUUUAGAUGUUGACAAUACAAGUUCUCUGGUUGGGGCAUGUCUGGUGAUUGGAUCCUUGACAUUCCUACUGGAAGGGGCAAAGAUGUUGAUGCUGUACUGGUCAGCACGAAUCAAACAGAAUCCCUUGACCUAUGGUCUGACAGACACAGAUGAUCUUGAUGAUCGGGAUGAUCUUACUGCUUCACUGAUGAUUCCUGCUAGUUUAGAACAAAUUCGAUCAAGAAGAAUUAAGUACCACUGCCUGGGGAUGCUGACCCAUACCUUUAACCUCAUCACAGGGUAUAUACUAAUGCUGGCAGUGAUGACGUACAAUGUGUGGAUCACCAUAGGAGUCAUUGUUGGAUCAGGAUUAGGAUUCUUCAUUUUUGGUGCCCUUGGAAAAAACAUACAGGUUAAGUAUGCAGGAUUGAAACCCUCUAUAGAAGAGUCAUCUCACUACCAGAUAAACCUAGCCGUCUCCGAAGAGCAGCACAUCUAAUUAUCGGAUAUACCUAGCCGUCUCCGAAGAGCAGCACAUCUAAUAUCAGAUAAACCAAGAUGUCUCAGAAUAGCAACGCAUGUAACUACUGUAUCAGAUAAAUCUAGAUGUCUCCGAACAGCAACACAUGUAACUACUGUAUCAGAUAAAUCAAGAUGCCUCCGAACAGCAACACAUGUAACUACUGUAUCAGAUAAAUCUAGAUGUCUCUGAAGAGCAACGCAUGUAACUACUGUAUCAGAUAAAUCUAGAAGUCUCUGAACAGCAACACAUGUAACUACUGUAUCAGAUAAAUCUAGAUGUCUCUGAACAGCAACACAUGUAACUACUGUAUCAGAUAAAUCUAGAAGUCUCUGAACAGCAACACAUGUAACUACUGUAUCAGAUAAAUCUAGAUGUCUCUGAACAGCAACACAUGUAACUACUGUAUCAGAUAAAUCUAGAAGUCUCUGAACAGCAACACAUGUAACUACUGUAUCAGAUAAAUCUAGAUGUCUCUGAACAGCAACACAUGUAACUACUGUAUCAGAUAAAUCUAGAAGUCUCUGAACAGCAACACAUGUAACUACUGUAUCAGAUAAAUCUAGAUGUCUCUGAACAGCAACACAUGUAACUACUGUAUCAGAUAAAUCUAGAUGUCUCUGAACAGCAACGCAUGUAACUACUGUAUCAGAUAAAUCUAGAUGUCUCCGAACAGCAACACAUGUAACUACUGUAUCAGAUAAAUCUAGAAGUCUCUGAACAGCAACACAUGUAACUACUGUAUCAGAUAAAUCUAGAUGUCUCCGAACAGCAACACAUGUAACUACUGUAUCAGAUAAAUCUAGAUGUCUCCGAACAGCAACACAUGUAACUACUGUAUCAGAUAAAUCUAGAAGUCUCUGAACAGCAACACAUGUAACUACUGUAUCUGAUAAAUCUAGAUGUCUCCGAACAGCACCAUGUAACUAUCAAACUAACUACUUCAGCAGUGUAUAUUUUUCACACAUAUUUUUAUUUUAUCCAUUUUGUUUUAUUAAAACCUAAUCACGACUUCUUGAUUUGUGUCUACUGAAUGAAUAUAUCUAGUCUUAUUGUUCAUAAUAUUUAUUUCAACAUAUCUCAUUGUGUACCCUUGUUUGGUUUAAAAUGAAGAGCAACCUUUGCUAAUAAUAAUAAUAAUUUGAGGUUACUUUGUUUCAUUGAUAGUGUUCCAAUACUGGCCAAUGACAAUUUAAAAUUUUCAGUAAAUGGGAUGUCUUUUUCCUAGUGUUAUUUUGAGAUUAAGUUGUUAAUUAAUGAACACAGUAUAAAAGUUAAACCUAAUAAGUAAUAUUCAGGACCAAGUUUGUGAUGUUAUGAACAUGGGUCAAAAUAGUGUAUUCUACUGAUUCAGAUUAGUGUCUAUAAUACAAAACACAUAUUCUUGUACAGAGUUUCUUAAUCAUUUCACAUCGGAUCAGAGAGAGGAUGCUGUCUGUAAUUAAAUAUAUUAUGUGUGUGUGUGUAUGUGUGUAAAAUUUGUUACAUAUAUUUUGAUCUUGAAGCAUUGAAUCAUUUUUAUGAAAUCUUUCAUUGUUAUUUGUAUAAAGGCAUUGUUAUUUGUAUAAAGGGUUUUUGCUGUAUACUGUCAAGAUUUUUAUGAGUUAUAUUUGUCUUUUCAAUUUACAUUUUAACUCUGUGCUAAAUAGUUGUGCUUUUAAAACUUCUGGUACUACACUGUCAUAUUUUUAACAUGUGUUGUUUAAUAACACAAAUGUAAUCAUACUGUUGUGCUAUUGUUUUGCGAAUUUAAUCAUUUAAAAGAACGGUAGAAAAAAUAUAACUUUCAUCUUAUGGCCUGAGACAUUUAAGCAGUUAUUUAGGCCUUAAGUUUAUUUAUAAAUUCAAAUUGUUUUCUAAUAAACGAAUAAAAUCUAAUUGUUUGACUAAUUUCUCUCUGUUAGCUAGGUAGACAAUUUUAAAAUUGUUUCAGUAUUGUUUGUUAUAUCCUUUUAAAUAUUACAAGGGCAAAAUUUUAUAUAGAAAAAAAUGUAUGUUUCCUUUCAUAAUCUCAAAGAUUUAUUUUCAGUAAUUUAAAAAUCUGGAAUUGUUUAAAUGUGCUUAGUGUAAGAAACAUGUCUUACUAGUUGUUAUAUAGAUAUGGCUAUACAUAUUUGUGGUCACGUUUUGUUUUCAGUGGGAGUAGGGAGGAGAGCGGGGUAUGUUGACAAGUCACAUGUACUAACAACAAGAAGUCUCAGAGGAAUCAGAAACUUGGUUCCUGAUAUGUAUCAGUAUUCAGGAAGUUGCUUUUCCUGACUUUUAAGUGAAAUUUUCCUUCCUUACCAGGAUUUUAUUCCUUCAUACUUAUUUUUUUAUAAGCAAAAGUGUUCAGGUUAAUAGGUUGCAUUGUUUUUUAAUGAAAUUAUGUUAAUUUGACUGCUAGCCGAUGAACAGUUUUGUGUGUCUUGGAAGAUUCACCAAGUGGUGCGACUAACAAUAUAUUUGUUUGUAAUUCCGGUAUGAUAAGUUAAUUGUAACAUCUGUGUAUGUUUGUGUUUGUUAUUUAAGAAAUAGUCAACAUAUGUGCAUGUUUCAUGGCGGAAUAUCUAUCAAUGGUGAGCAAAUGUUUAAAACAAAUUAUAAAGCUACUUUAGCCUGGGCUCAAUUGUUUUUCUAACAUUUUUGAAGCCUGCAUUAUGUAUUGCACCAUAUUAUACAAACAUUCAUAUAAAUUAUAUCUACUCUACCACUUGGAAAUGUAAUGGAAUGUGUUUUGGUGUCUGCUGCAGUGCAUGUAAUUAGACAACCUCGUUAGACAACAUGACACAGUUGUCCGAUUCCUUGUUUUCACUCCACCAACAAGUCCGUGUCAUAGUUAUAGCUGAUGUUAUAAUCUGUGGAUGUAUGUGGAUGCUAUUAGAUAUCUCAUACACACGUACCUUCACUUAACAAAGUUAAUUAACGUCACUGUACCCAAAAUGGGACACUUGUGGAAAAACAGCCCAAGAAACUGUCAUGCAAGGCAAAGUACUUUCAUGUGUACAGUUUUCAUUUGAUAACACUUUUAUGACAAUUUAACUGUAUAUAAGCUUUAUUGACUGCUGAUCAUUGUUACAUGGACAAUUUAAAUGUAAGAAUAAUUACCAAAACAAAACUUUGCUGAUUUAUGUGCCGUGCGACGCUAUUUAUUUGGCUAUCAUUUUCAAAAGUCAAUUUAUCAAAACUAAUGCUGAUUUGGAGAAGAUAUUUAAUUAGAACAUUCGUUGACUCUAAAAUAUUUCAAUUAUGCAUAUUUUUUGCCAAUAUUGAUCGUCUAUCCCCAAAUAUUCGCCAAAAUACCGAAGUGUCCCUUUCAGGGUACAGUAACGCAGGUUCAAGGGUCUACAUAACUCUGACAGUAUUUCGCGUUCUAAAUAUAGAGCCACGCACCCGAAAUAUCAACUUGUACUAGAAAUGAAAAGUGGAUAGUAUCUAUUUAUGAAAAAUGAACAAACAUUUUUGGAACUGAUAGUAUGGUAUAAAGAACAUUGAUAUUUAUCUGAAACGUGUCCUGAUUUGGGUACAGUGACGUUACUGUUUAUACCUGGAAACUUUGGCCCAGUCAAAGAUUCACCUUCACAUUUAAAAUCCAUCGUCACAAGCGCAAACUUUGCCCUCCUCAUGUAAUUUGGUUAAUUGUCAAAUAAUACACAAUUACCAAUUAAGGAUUGGAACAUGUUACAUUGUCAGUCUGGUAGAGUACAAUACUAUUACACCUGGGGUUUGUUAUUACAAUAGUAUGAUGUUUGUAUACAUAUUUAUGUAUAUAUGAUUAUUAGAAAAUGAUACAUAUAUAUAAUUGUACGUGUUUAUUAUCAUAAUAAUAACUAUAUUUUUGUAUAUAUAUAUUUGUUAUUAUAAUGAUAACAAUGUCUUUGAAUGCGUUUGUUAAGAUGAUGAUAAUGAUAUCUUUUUAUGUACAUGUGUUUGUUAUGAUGAUGAUAAUGAUAUCUUUUUAUGUACAUGUGUUUGUUAAGUUUACUAUUUAUAUUUGUAAUGUAAACUACAUGCAUGUAAUAAUCAAAAUCAUUUGUUAUAAUACAGGUAUGGAAAUGAUACACAGUGUUCUGUCGAUUUAUUGGGAUGUGGAGUGUAUAAGAGAAUAUUUACGUGUCUUAAGACAUAUUGGAUCAGCUUUGUUGUGAUGUGCACUGAUGAAAUCCCUGUCCGUUUCCAGUCCCGUUAUCUGGUACAACUAACAAGAAAUUCAGUCUUUAUUUAAUACAGUGUUUAUAACAAGGUAAACCAAAUGCCUGUAAAACCAAUAAAAGAUUGUUUGGUU
Molecule: messenger RNA, 4927 nt
Organism: Mizuhopecten yessoensis (Yesso scallop)
Lineage: Eukaryota; Metazoa; Mollusca; Bivalvia; Pectinida; Pectinidae
Exons: 5
Coding region: 115-642 (175 amino acids)
Biological process (GO): copper ion transmembrane transport
Cellular component (GO): membrane
Molecular function (GO): copper ion transmembrane transporter activity
Source: RefSeq, a predicted model, not a curated record